Mesoplodon densirostris (Blainville's beaked whale) is the source of this 3347-nucleotide messenger RNA. It is a transcript of the gene MOCS1, whose product is annotated as molybdenum cofactor synthesis 1. The record is from RefSeq and is a predicted model, not a curated record. NCBI's taxonomy places the organism in Eukaryota, Metazoa, Chordata, Mammalia, Artiodactyla, Ziphiidae. Bases 63 to 1973 code for a protein of 636 amino acids. Gene Ontology annotation, molecular function: 4 iron, 4 sulfur cluster binding; GTP 3',8'-cyclase activity; cyclic pyranopterin monophosphate synthase activity. Gene Ontology annotation, biological process: Mo-molybdopterin cofactor biosynthetic process. The transcript is spliced from 11 exons.
CCGGGCUAGCGUGCUCCCGAAGCCGGCUACCCAGUGUAGUCUCGCCUUGCCCGACAGGCUUCAUGGCGGCCCAGCCAGUGUCCCGGUUGCUGCGGCGGGUCCUGAGGUCCAGCGUCCGGAGCUGCAGCUCGGGCGCUCCGGUGACGCAGCCGCACCCCGGGGAGCCCUCCCACCCUGCCGUGGAGGUGCCGUCCGGACGGAGGCGGUUCCUGAGGGAGCAUGCAGCCCCCUUCUCUGCCUUCCUCACCGACAGCUUCGGCCGGCGCCACAGCUACCUGCGGAUCUCCCUCACCGAGAAGUGCAACCUCCGAUGUCAAUACUGCAUGCCCGAGGAGGGUGUCCCUCUGACCCCCAAGGCAGACCUGCUGACCACAGAGGAGAUCCGAACCCUGGCCCGCCUCUUUGUGAAAGAAGGCGUAGACAAGAUCCGACUCACGGGCGGGGAGCCGCUCAUUCGGCCGGACGUGGUGGACAUCGUGGCACAGCUCCACCAGCUGGAAGGGCUGAGGACCAUUGGUAUCACCACCAACGGCAUCAACCUAGCCCGGCUACUGCCUCAGCUUCAGAAAGCUGGUCUCAGUACCAUCAACAUCAGCCUGGACACGCUGGUACCAGCCAAGUUUGAGUUCAUCGUCCGCAGGAAAGGCUUCCGCAAGGUCAUGGAGGGCAUCCACAAGGCCAUUGAGCUGGGCUACAGUCCUGUGAAGGUGAACUGUGUGGUGAUGCGAGGCCUGAAUGAGGACGAACUCCUGGACUUCGUGGCCUUGACCGAGGGCCUUCCCCUGGACGUGCGCUUCAUAGAGUACAUGCCCUUUGACGGCAACAAGUGGAACUUCAAGAAGAUGGUCAGCUACAAGGAGAUGCUGGACACCCUCAGGCAGCAGUGGCCGGAGCUGGAGAAGCUGCCGGAGGAGGAAUCCAGCACAGCCAAGACCUUUAAAAUCCCUGGCUUCCGAGGCCGAGUCAGCUUCAUCACGUCCAUGUCUGAGCAUUUCUGUGGGACCUGCAACCGCUUGCGAAUCACAGCUGACGGGAACCUCAAGGUCUGCCUCUUUGGGAACUCAGAGGUAUCUCUACGGGAUCACCUGCGGGCGGGGGCCUCUGAGGAGGAGCUGCUGAGCAUCAUUGGGGCUGCCGUGGGCAGGAAGAAGCGGCAGCAUGCAGGCAUGUUCAGUAUUGCCCAGAUGAAGAACCGGCCCAUGAUCCUCAUCGAGUUAUUUUUGAUGCGCCAAGAUUCCCCACCAGCCAUUCCCAGCAUCUCCUUCAGGGACUCCCUCCAUGUUCAGGGUCUGAGACACAGAGUGAGUUUCUCCAGCCAGACGGUGACUUUGUGGAAAGGGGGCUGGCUCGCCCAGAUCCCUCUCCUCGCCCAGCGGUGCCUGGGGUCUGGCCUCCCUCAGAGACAUUACGGUUCCCACCUCGACUCAGAUGCCAACCCAAAGUGCCUUAGCCCAGAGCCCCGGGCUCCUGCCACCCCGUCAGGACCUCUGCCCACCUCAGACCAACUGACCCACGUGGACAGGGAAGGACAGGCGGCUAUGGUAGACGUGGGUGGGAAGCCAGACACAGAGCGGGUGGCCGUGGCCUCAGCCGUGGUCCUCCUGGGGCCUGUGGCCUACAAGCUCGUCCAGGAGAACCAGCUAAAGAAGGGAGACGCCCUGGUGGUGGCCCAGCUGGCAGGCGUCCAGGCGGCCAAGCUGACCAGCCAGCUGAUCCCCCUGUGCCACCACGUGGCCCUGAGCCACGUCCAGGUGCAGCUGGAAUUGGACAGCACGUGCCACGCCGUGGUGGUCCGGGCGUCUUGCCGGGCUCGGGGCCCCACUGGGGUGGAGAUGGAGGCCCUGACCUCUGCUGCCGUGGCCGCCCUCACCCUGUAUGACAUGUGCAAGGCCGUCAGCAGGGACAUCGUGUUGGCAGAGAUCAAGCUCGUCAGCAAGACCGGGGGUCAGCGGGGGGACUUCCAUCGGACGUAGAGCUCCUGCCCCCUCUCACCCCUGGCCCAGCGAGGUCAAGAGAUGGGAUGCGAUUUCAGCCGAGAGAAAGAUGUCAAGUUCCUUUCACCCCGUCACCAGUUACUUUCAACCGGUAGGAACCCCAGGUCAGCCCACCCCUCUACUGCUCAAUGACCUACACUGACCUGCGAGGUUUCCUUUCUUCCGAGAGGAAACCAGCAGGCCCGUCAGCCUUCCCGGACCCUAACUAAGGUCGUGGGAGGGGGCUGGCCGCAGCGAGCAAGGCUAGAUAACCCCAAAAUCACACUGAGUGACUUGUGGACUCUCUCUAACAGUCGAGCCCAUAACCUCCCCUUCUCUCUCGGGUUUUCUCUUCUCCUUCCUUCCCCGGGAGGGAACCAAGGGCUCCUAAGCAGGAGCCUCGUGGGCCACAGCCCUGAGGCCUCCUGACCAAGCACACCUCCCACACCUGCCCUGCGCACGGCCCUUCCACCUGCACCCCUUCGUCCCGGGACACCAGGGGAGGAGGAGCGAUGGAGCUUGCCUUCACCUGCACGGUGCACAAAAUAAAGCCACGAUGCCCAUUUUGGGGAUGCAAGAAUGAGGACUGUGUCUGUGCCGAGGGCACCGAGCCGCUGUGAUGGCAGGCCCACCCCUCAACCCAACGCCCCCUGGGGGAAGAGGAGGAGAGAUGCUGGAAAAGCAAAGGGGCAUGUUCUCCGUGCACCCCCGCCGUCCCUGGGGGAGAAGGUAGGAGUGGAGUGGGAGGCCCAGAGAUGCAGCAUCUCCAGUAGCACUGUCAGGUAGGGGUGUCCGAAGCUCAUCCCGUCGCCGGCUGGUAGAGGUCAGGGGGUGCAAUUAGAGGCUCCUGUUUUUCACAACCCCAAACGCUGGACGCGCUUGCUGGGUUCUCUCAAUGUGGGUAGGUGUCUCUAGUUCUAGCCUCAGUCCCCCCACUCUCCCGGCCCCCCGCCCGCCUUUCCUCCUGGCCCUGCACCCAGGUGUGCUGGCAAAUGUUUAACAACUAGCUCUUGGAAAAGAAAAAAAGGCCAAUUUCCAUGGUCUAAGUCCUCCCGCCUUGGCCAAUUUCAAGCUACCGUACGACGUGAACUGGCUUGCGGAAUUCCUGAGGAUGUAACAGUCAGGGCUCAUAGAGCUGGUAGGACCUGCUUCCAACACACCAUGGGCAAUGCCGCUCCCCAGCACGCCUCACGUCCCCGUGUGGGAAGAAGGCACAAAUUUCAAGGCAGGUUAGGUAGGGGUGGCACGGAUUUAAUAUUUUUUAGUAUUACAAUAUAUUCUUAUAAAAAAAAGGUGCAGGCGAAAAGGACGCUGCAGAUUUUGUACAUUAGCCUCAUUUGUCGUCUGAAACAGCUGGUGAGAACAGCCUUGGCG